This is a messenger RNA of Drosophila rhopaloa, 1152 nucleotides long. RefSeq lists its product as uncharacterized. Gene Ontology annotation, molecular function: nucleic acid binding. NCBI's taxonomy places the organism in Eukaryota, Metazoa, Arthropoda, Insecta, Diptera, Drosophilidae. Gene Ontology annotation, biological process: DNA integration. The transcript has a single exon. The coding region runs from base 1 to 1152 and encodes 383 amino acids. The record is from RefSeq and is a predicted model, not a curated record.
AUGCACUUCCAUAAGAUGAACCUGCAUGCAGGACCGCGCGCUCUGUUGGCAAGCAUCCGACUACAAUACUGGCCUAUUGGAGGACUGCGAACGGUCUCAAAUGUACUGAAAGGCUGUGUGGAGUGCUUCCGGGCCAGGCCCAAAUUUCUGGAACCAAUCAUGGCUAAUCUUCCGAAGGAACGUUUGGAGUGCGUACGGGCCUUUGCUGUUUCUGGCGUCGACUAUUGUGGACCUUUCCUUUACAAAUCAGAAGUUCGCACCAGGUCUCCCAUCAAGUGCUACGUAUGCGUGUUCAUCUGCUUUACAAGCAAGGCUGUGCACUUAGAGCUUGUCAAGGAUCUAACAACUGCGUCGUUUUUAAGUGCUUUGAAGAGAUUCAUUUCUACACGUGGAAAGCCUAGUCAAAUUUGGUCGGACAAUGCUACCAACUUUGUAGGAGCCAAAAAUGAGUUGGCGGAUUUGAAGCGGCUGCUGCUUAGCGAUUCUCAUAUGCAGUCUGUUCAUCAAGCUUGCUUGGCUGAGGGAAUCGACUGGCAAUUUAUUCCGCCUCGCUCACCACACUUUGGCGGAUUGUGGGAGGCAGCAGUCAAGACGGCCAAACACCAUUUCUACCGCUCUGUUGGCCGCCAAACGCUUAGUUUUGAUGAGCUUCGCACUUUGGUUUGUCAGAUUGCGUCAAUCAUUAAUUCUCGCCCCUUGCUAUCCGUUUCAGAGAAUCCAGAUGAUCUUGAUGUUUUGACUCCUGCCCACCUACUUUUUGGUGGCCCUUCCACUACUAUCAUUGAGCCCGAUCUAACCAAGCUUAACUAUAACCGCUUGGAUGGUUGGCAGCGUGUAACAUAUCUGCAGCAACUAUUCUGGUCCCGAUGGCAGAAGGAGUAUCUUACCCUUCUGCAACAACGCACCAAAUGGCGGUCUCCUGAACGAAUGCUGAAGGUCAACGACGUAGUUUUGAUAAAGGAUGAAAAUCUACCUCCCAUGCGGUGGCCCUUAGCUAGGGUGACCGCACUUAUUCCUGGACGAGAUGGUGUUUGCCGAGUUGCUGAUCUGAAAACGUCCACGUGUGACAUCAGGAGAGCUGUUAAUAAGUUGUGCCUGCUGCCCACCAAUGAUGAAGUUGAAAGACAGGCUUCCAACGGGGGAGUAUGUUGA